AUGGCAGGCGCAAGAUCAUGGAGUUCAACUUCAUUUGCAGAGCAGGAACAUGCAAUACAUGGUGCUUCUGAUCCUAUCGACACACCAUCACUGAUCUUGACUUUUGAGAAGGAUCCAAUGGAGGAAAAUGAUGCCACUAAGCCCGACUAUACUCCAGCUAAGCACCUGUCCAAUCCAGUUCGUUCACCAGACUACUCACCAGCUGGACUUGAGCUUUUCAGUUCUCAUUAUGAGUUGGACGAGGACAAGGAGGACACUGCUACCUCGUUGGAGAUCUUACCAUGCUGCUCCACUCUUUCACAUCGAUCCUUCAGAUCAUACUGGGACUCGGGUGAAACAAACCCCAAUAAAGACUGUUGUUCCCUCUCAAAAGAGACCGACAUCCCCACUUGCAUCACCACUGCCAUUGAAGAGACUAUGUGGAUGCCUUAA
This is a messenger RNA of Lactuca saligna, 432 nucleotides long. The record is from the annotation of a GenBank genome assembly. Lineage: Eukaryota; Viridiplantae; Streptophyta; Magnoliopsida; Asterales; Asteraceae.